Trifolium pratense (red clover) is the source of this 2848-nucleotide messenger RNA. RefSeq names its product glycerol-3-phosphate dehydrogenase SDP6, mitochondrial-like. The coding region runs from base 374 to 2263 and encodes 629 amino acids. Gene Ontology annotation, molecular function: glycerol-3-phosphate dehydrogenase (quinone) activity. Gene Ontology annotation, biological process: glycerol-3-phosphate metabolic process. The transcript is spliced from 7 exons. NCBI's taxonomy places the organism in Eukaryota, Viridiplantae, Streptophyta, Magnoliopsida, Fabales, Fabaceae. Gene Ontology annotation, cellular component: mitochondrion; glycerol-3-phosphate dehydrogenase (FAD) complex. The record is from RefSeq and is a predicted model, not a curated record.
CACAAAAAACAAGUGCCCUUAAAGUUUGUGCCACGUGUCAUCAGUUCUAUACUUAACUCUUACCCUUUGACCCUACAACAUAUAACCACCCCACACGUCACACAACACACACGAUGUUUUUUUUUUUUUUUUGAUAAGCACAAACACACGAUGUUGAUUGUUGAAUACCCUCAUCAUACUCGUGAUUUCACCGACCACAUCACCGCAACAAUCCCAUAAUCAUAAUCAUAAUCAUAAUCACAAAUAAAGAAAUAAAAUAUUCCCAAUUUAUUGCUGAAUUUAAUUCAUUAAUUUAUUACAAUAAUCACCGUUUCCGCCACCGCGCUUAUCCCGAUCGUGAUUUUCGUUUCUUUUUUCUCAUCAUCAUACCGCCAUGACUAGAAUGAGAAAACUCACCGUCGCCGUUGGUGCGGUUAUCGCCACCACAUACGGUGGCGCCGUGAUUCUUCACAAUCCUUCGAUCUCCGCCAGUGACUACGGUGGCGGUUCUCAUCUCGAAACUCUUCGGAAAAAGCUACAUGCUCCUGAUGCUGUAGUUCCGUCGAGGGAGACGCUUCAGUCGGCUUUGAAGGCCGCUAACAAGGCCAAUCCUCUCGAUGUUCUUGUUAUUGGCGGUGGUGCUACUGGUACUGGCGCUGCACUUGAUGCCGUGACUCGUGGACUCAAGGUUGGACUCGUUGAACGGGAGGAUUUCGCUUCCGGUACUUCGUCGCGAUCCACGAAGCUUCUUCAUGGAGGUGUUCGUUACUUGGAGAAAGCCGUUUUUAAUCUCGACUAUGGACAAUACAAGUUAGUACUUCAUGCACUUGAUGAGCGUAAACGGGUUAUUGAUAAUGCACCACACCUAUGCCAUGCAUUGCCGUGCAUGACACCGUGUUUUAGCUGGUUUGAAGUAGUGUACUACUGGGCGGGUUUGAAAAUGUACGAUUUGGUCGCAGGAAGACAAUUGCUGCACUUAUCAAGAUACUAUUCCAGAAAAGAAUCUGUUGAGCUCUUUCCGACUUUAGCAAGGGAAGGAAAUGGUAGAAGUCUAAGUGGCACUGUUGUUUAUUAUGAUGGGCAGAUGAAUGAUUCGCGGCUUAAUGUUGGACUUGCCUGCACUGCUGCUUUAGCUGGCGCGGCUGUGCUGAACCAUGCAGAAGUGGUAUCCUUAUUGAAGGAUGAUGCUGGACAACGGAUAAUUGGUGCACGCAUUCGAAACAAUUUAACUGGCGAGGAAUUUGAUACAUAUGCAAAAGUGAUUGUGAAUGCAAGUGGGCCAUUUUGUGAUGCUUUAAGGAAAAUGGCUGACAAAAAUGCACAAGAAAUGAUUGCUCCUAGCAGUGGUGUACAUAUUAUACUCCCUGAUUACUAUUCUCCUGAGGGAAUGGGCUUAAUUGUUCCUAAAACUAAGGAUGGUCGUGUUGUUUUCAUGCUUCCAUGGAUGGGGCGAACCAUUGCUGGAACAACAGAUUCUAAUACUAGCAUUACAUAUCUUCCGGAACCACAUGAAGAUGAAAUACAAUUUAUAUUGGAUGCAAUAUCUGAUUACCUUAAUGUUAAGGUUCGCCGUGCCGAUGUUCUUUCUGCUUGGAGUGGCAUUCGCCCAUUAGCAGUGGAUCCAACAGCAAAAAAUACCGAGAGUAUCUCAAGGGAUCAUAUUGUCUGUGAAGAUUACCCUGGUUUGGUCACCAUCACUGGUGGCAAGUGGACUACCUAUCGCAGCAUGGCAGAAGAUGCUGUUAAUGCAGCUAUAAAAUCUGGAAAGCUGACCCCUGCCUAUGGAUGUAUGACCAACAACCUCUCCAUUGUUGGUGGUGAAGGGUGGGAUCCUUCUUCUUUUACAGUUCUUGCUCAACAGUAUAAGCGCAUGAAAAGUACACACAGUGGUAAAGUUGUUCCUGGGGUAAUGGACUCUGCUGCUGCAAGGCAUUUGUCUCAUGCAUAUGGAACGCUGGCUGAGCGUGUGGCUGCCAUUGCUCAGAAUGAAAAUUUGGGCAAGCGACUUGCCCAUGGUUACCCAUAUCUAGAGGCAGAGGUAGCCUACUGUGCUCGUAAUGAAUAUUGUGAAUCUGCUAUUGAUUUCAUUGCAAGGAGGACUCGUCUUGCUUUCCUUGAAACUGAUGCAGCAAGAAGGGCAUUGCCUCGUGUGAUCGAAAUAUUGGCAAAUGAGCACAAAUGGGACAAUUCAAGGGAGAAGGAAGAGUUGCAGAAGGCUACAGAUUUUUUGAAGACUUUUAAAUCCUCAAAAAAUGCCCAGUUUCAUGAUGGGAAGCACACUUAGUUGAUGACUUGAACGAGAAGAAAGUUUUCACACAACAAACAUUUUGGUAUUCAUUACCGCGGAUCAAUUGGUGACUAAGCUCGCCAUAGAGAGUGGCUACGCACAUAUUUAAAAUCAAUUUUUACACAGAUUUGUCUCACAAUUGCCUGCAAAAAUAACGUUGGCAAGUUGAAUAGAUUUUUUUGCACAAAAAUAACCUGCCAAAAUAAUUUUCUUGAGAUUGAUUUGACUCUCUACCUCCACCAAAGUUUGACAGAGAUAUUUAUCUAUAUAUUUACAUUGAGUUAUCAAAAGUUUACUUAAGUGAAGGAGUGUUUCAUGUUACUUUUGCGUUGAAUGCGACCAUCUACUUGUUAUAAUGGUAGCCUAAAACCUUUGCAUGGAGAAAGAAAAAAUGAAGAAUCCUACAACUAUAGAAUUGCAACUGUACUUUGUAGUUAGAAAAACACCUGCUGCAGAAGUUAGUUUCUUUUAUUUUGAUAUUUAAGGAAACAAUAUUAUGUAAGAAAAAAUUACCAUCAUGCUUAUUGCGAAAGACAUGUAAGCCAAAGAAAUAUAUUAAAUCAAAUUAAGCACAAGGUGUGC